Messenger RNA from Egretta garzetta (little egret), 4435 nucleotides. It is a transcript of the gene DIO2, whose product is annotated as iodothyronine deiodinase 2. The transcript has 2 exons. The record is from RefSeq and is a predicted model, not a curated record. NCBI's taxonomy places the organism in Eukaryota, Metazoa, Chordata, Aves, Pelecaniformes, Ardeidae. Gene Ontology annotation, molecular function: thyroxine 5'-deiodinase activity.
GCUCGUAUUUAACUAUCUCUGCUCAUUUUAAAGAGAACGGCUGGGAGAGAGUGCAACGAGGCUUUUGAAAAGCUUUUUACUUUACUUUUUUAAAUGAGGGUACAGAGCAAAAAAAGGAGCUGAAGGCAUCGGGCUGAAGAGAAGCAGCGAGGAAGAUGGGUCUGCUAAGUGUGGAUUUGCUGAUCACGCUUCAGAUCUUGCCGGUCUUUUUCUCCAAUUGCCUCUUCCUUGCGCUGUACGACUCCGUGAUCCUCCUGAAGCACAUGGUGCUGUUUCUCAGCCGGUCUAAGUCGGGGCGCGGUGAGUGGCGGAGGAUGCUGACCUCGGAGGGGCUGCGCUGCGUCUGGAACAGCUUCCUCCUGGACGCCUACCUUCAGGUCAAACUGGGAGGAGAAGCCCCAAACUCCAGUGUAAUCCACAUAGCCAAGGGCAGUGAUGGCAGCACUAGCAGCUGGAAGAGUGUCGGUGGCAAGUGUGGAACCAAAUGUCACCUUCUGGAUUUUGCCAACUCCGAGAGGCCACUGGUGGUCAACUUUGGUUCAGCUACCUGACCACCGUUCACAAGCCAGCUGUCGGCCUUCAGCAAGCUGGUGGAGGAGUUCUCUGGUGUGGCUGACUUUCUGUUGGUCUACAUCGAUGAGGCUCACCCAUCAGAUGGCUGGGCUGCCCCUGGAAUCUCUCCCUCUUCAUUUGAAGUUAAGAAACACAGGAACCAGGAAGACCGAUGUGCAGCUGCUCACCAGCUCCUAGAGCGCUUUUCCUUGCCACCUCAGUGCCAAGUGGUGGCUGACUGCAUGGACAACAAUGCCAAUGUGGCGUACGGGGUUUCAUUUGAGCGAGUAUGCAUUGUGCAGAGACAAAAAAUUGCCUACCUGGGAGGCAAAGGCCCCUUUUUCUACAAUCUGCAGGAGGUUCGGCUUUGGCUGGAACAAAACUUCAGCAAAAGAUGAAAUCCAUUCUAUACAGAAGCUCUGUCAACAGAUGUGUCCCUUUAAGGUGAUGUAAAAGGGAAAAAAAGAAAACAUAUGCUGGUUUGAGUAAGGCCUUUCAGGUGAUUGCAGGAGAACGCAUUUGAUAACAAGGUCAAAUGAACAAUAACUAGAAAAAGAAAAUAAAACAAAAAACUAACUCCACAGAAACAUUGUUGACUGAAAAUAUCCCACUCCUGCACUUGCUAUGGGACGGAAGAGGUGAAGAGGCUUCUGCAAAAAGGUGCUGCUGGCAGAGCAGGAGGAGUGGUGAGAUAAGACCAGUCGCCCAGGAACCCGACUCAUGAAGUGUCGGCCCUGGGUUGAGCCAGAAAUGUUGCUGCUUGGAAGGCAAUCCAUGGAAAGGCAAUGCCGUGCAUUUCAUCAGAAAUGCUUCUUUACCCUCUUGUGGCCAAUACAAGCGACCUGAGGGGAGCUAGGGGUAUUGCAAUUACGUUGCAUAGAAAUGCAGUGGAGUGUGGCAAUUGUCCUCUCUCGUAGAGAUUUUGUUGUUCAAGAGGCUACAGGAACCACCAUGCAAUGCAUUCUGCAGGCAGACUGGCUGCUCAGAUCAAGACGAAACGUUGUAUGCUGGUAUUUGUACUCUCUAUGAACGCCUCUGCACAGUGUAUUAACUAUGUAAUUCUAUCUAUAUAUCUGUAUCCAGUAUGCAGGCCUGCGCCUGCUGAGAAAGAUGUUAAAAUCUACGGAGUUGGACCAAAAAGACGAAGGUGAUCAAAUAAGCCCAUUACAAUUUGAAAACUAAAAAACCCGGACUAUUUGUAACAAAACAUCGAGAACCAUCUAGAGCAUGCAUCUCGAGACAGAACUCGGCUGAUGCCAGCCAACCCUGGGUUCUCAGAACUGACAACACACAGCACAUUUAUCAAUAUUCUCUGUUUCUCUUCUCUGUUUCUUUACCCGCCUCGGUCUCUUUCUGUCUAGCAAUAGGCUUAAAGGUAAUUUCAUUUUUAGCUUUUUAAAAGAUAACUUAUUUCUCUCUCUUAUUUUUAUUUGAGAUAAUGACCUUACAGAUGUAUUUUGGGGAUGGGGGAACUUAUACACAACUUUACCUCAUUGAAACGGAAACCUAUCCUGUCAGUCACCCUGUUAAAUGUAGUCACGCUGAUUUUUGCUGUCUUAGAUACCUGCAACUGGUUCAUAGCCGUGUUAGUUUGUCUGGCAGUUAAGUUGUUUGCAGCCUCAGAACUGAUUAGCUGCAGUUCUGCUGUCAGAGGAGGUGGCAGUCUGUUUGCUUCACUCCUGUUCUCAGAAGCCUUCCCAGAGAAACAAGGAAGACAAAUAGUGUCAAUUAAUGUGAAUAAGUGUAAAAGAUGGCAGAAUUUUCAUACAAAUGGCUCUGAGGAAUUAUUAAUUGUUUAAAGAGAUACUGUCAACUUAGAGUAUACAUUAAGUUUAGGUAUGUCUAAAACUAAAAUGAUUAAAUCAACCCUGAUGAAAAGGCAAGUUUAUUAUAAGCUAACCCAUUACAGCUGGUAAAUGAAAACCAAUAAGGAGAUGGACUCUCUGUUUUGGCAGAAACAUGAAACAUAAGCAUGGUAAGUGGCAAAAAUCAAACUAGUUCUUUUAAUUUCUCAUCCUGCUACUUGUCAGGAAUAUGAUGUAUUAAUAUUAACACAGGAAAGAACAGAAAAUACAUGCAUAAAUAUGUUAAUUUUCAAAUGUCCCUUUAAUAUUUGUAUUUGCUUGGCUGUCGGUCAACUUAGCCAAUGUACAAGGCAUUUGGAAAUGUGUUUUCAAGCACAGAUCUGAAAUAAUGACGGUAACAUGAGUGAUUUCUCCCAUACUCAGGUUCAUGCUUCCCUUCCUUCUCACAUUUUCCUCCUCACACUGCUAAACAUACACACACACUUACAUAGUUUGGUAAUGGAUAUCAGAGAAGGGUGUAAAGAAUGGUCUUCAGACCUUCUGGUGAGCCCCACUUCUCAGAAGGCAUGUAUGUAUCUGUGUGUGUGUAUGUAUGCAUUUAUAUAUGCGUAUAUAUGUAUAGCAUAUAUUUUUAUGUAUGCAUAUACAUAUGCCUGCACACAUAAGUAGUGUCUAAGACCAAUACUAAUAAUUAUUCUGUCCUCCCAUUCAUUAAUGUUACUGUAACUCAUUGCUUAGUAUGGAAGGUUGUUACACAUUUUCAUGACUAACUGGGAUAUAUAACUGAAAUUUUUAAAACUAAUAUUAGAAACAGUAACAUUGCCAAACUACAUGGUUUAUCUAAUCCAGUGUCCUACCUCUGACCGUAUCAGAUGCUUCAGGGGGAAGGUGCAAUAAUUUCUUCUGGAAUUUUCAUUAGCUUCAGCCCUUAUUUUUGUCUUGUCUAAUGUAAUUGUUGAUGUCUCAUCAUCCCUAUGAGAGGCUGAUCCUGAGUUUUGGGAUCUAAAUAUUUCCUGAGCUGGGGAAUACUAAAAUUGAAACCCAUCAUGUUUAAGAACGAAGAAAAACAAAUAAAACCAGAUUUUUUUUCAAAUUUAAAUUGGCUGCUUUUCAAUGUCAUUCUCAUCUCUUGCUCUUGUAUGCUAAAACAAUAUCAAGAGGAGUGAUCCCAAUUUUUCUUCUGUAUGUCAGUGAUCUUAUAUUCUAUAUAGAAAUUUACAUACUUUUUGUUUGUUUCUGAAGUCAAACAAUUAUUCACAUUCUUAUACAGGUCCAUAUUAUUUGCCUGCCUCUGAAUCUCUUCUGCUUUUGCUACACUGUCCUUUCACUUGGGUGAAUAAAGCUGUAGACGUUAGUCCAAGUGAAAAUACGUAUUGAUACACCCAGCAUAACGUUUUUUCCUCAUUAUAUCCUAUUCUUCAAUCAUCUGAAACUUUAUUAAUCCAUAGCAACUCCAUAGCCUUUGUAAAACUUGAACUGGUAAGUCUUUUCUUUCUCUCUUUUUUUCCCCAUCAUACAGCUGAAGCCUGUACUGUUUAUCUGGGAAAUGCUCGCCAAAUGUUUAGCACAGCUGUUGAAACAUACCUUUAGCUCAGAGGAGAGAGUCUGAGUUAGUAAUUCAGUUAGUUCAUACCCCCUUGCAUAUCUGAAUUUACAGUUAUUUUUCAAGUCCAUUUUCUCCUUUUGAAUUUCCAUUCUUUUGCCUUGUUAUUCAUAGAUGUCUGUUCAUCCCAUAGUAUAAAGGAAUUAUAAAAUUGGCUCCGAUAAAUGGGAAAUCCACAAAGAUUUUCCACAAGAAAAAAUACACAAUAACUUAAUUUCUUUCUUGGCAACAAGAAUGCAUUACCCUGCCCAAAACUUAAAGAUAGCUCAGCCUCACUGACUAUCAAGACAGAAAUACAUUUUGCAAAUCCUUAAAUUUCCCCAGAAAAAUUUGUGGUCAGAAAGCAAAAGUAUUUCAAGGAGAAAUGGGCUUAGAGGAAAAAAAUAUCUUUUGUAAGUGGCUGAUGGAAAUAUGAGCUCUUCAUUUUUUUUUGUUGACAGAAUUAAAACAUUUUAUAGAAAAGGUUUUAAAUUGA